GAAAUAAUGGAUUGACGGAAAUUGGAAUAGGCAGCCGCGCUUUGUGCCGACCUCUGGGCUCUGGUCCUACCGCCGCCGCCCCGUGGAAGGAAGAAGAAACGGCCUCCCCGUCUUCCUCCCACUUUCCUCUGUUCUCCCCCAGUCUCCGGUAUAUUCUCCCCCAAAGCGCUUCGCCUCCUCUCUGAUCCCGCCGCGAAGCAAGGGCUCGCCAUGGAGUCCGGCGCCAGCGGUGCGGAGGCCCGGAUCGAUGGAUCCGCCGACCCCGGCAGCUCCGCCGGCGGCGGCUACCGGCCCUCUGUGCACCAGAUCGUCGGCAGCGGGAAAGCUGCCGAUAUCAUCUUAUGGAAGUGUAGACGUGCUACAGUUGGUCUUAUAUUUGGUGCUACGAUGGCAUGGUGGUUAUUCGAGAAGUCAGAACUGUCAUUCUUGACGAUCUGUUGUGAUGUACUGCUGAUUUUGAUAGUUGUACAGUUCAUAUGGGUGAAAAUAUCUGGGUUGCUAAAUAAGCAACCUAGGCCACUACCUGAGUUAGUUCUAUCAGAGGAGAUGGUUAACAAUGCUGCAGCAUCAUUCCGUGUUAAAGUCAACAGCAUGCUGAUGGUUGCACAUGACAUUACUCUUGGCAAGGACUUCCGGCUCUUUUUCCAGGUUGUGUCUAUCCUCUGGCUGCUAUCUGUCAUUGGCAAUUUCUACUCUUCUAUAACUCUUGCUUAUAUAGGAACCAUUGCUUUGGUGACAGUACCUGUACUGUACCAUAGACACCAGGAGAACGUGGAUAUGUAUGCAGGAAUGCUCCACCGAAAUAUCUCAAGGCAUUACAAGAUAGUUGAUGAAAAUGUUAUAAGCAGACUGCCGAGAAGCUUUAUCAGAGAUAAGGACGAGUGAUCUGUCUCGAAAAUUUGACGCUGUCAUGUUUUCCCCAUUACAGCGUUGAGUGUGUUUUGUUGUUGUAUUUCUACGUCAUAGGUUGCAUGAAAAUAGUAGUUUAGGUCAGUGGAAACCGAAACUUGCUGUAGCUUGCAGGUACCACUUCAAUGUACUGCCGACCAAGAUCAAUAUGUUCGAAAACAAAACGAUAUGCAUUAAACUGGAGCACCUCACCCAAAGAGUUAACAUUUGACUCUUGAGUUGGUUUUUGCAACAAAGUGAGCUGCAUGUUCUUAAA
This is a messenger RNA of Brachypodium distachyon (stiff brome), 1165 nucleotides long. RefSeq names its product reticulon-like protein B16. The transcript has 5 exons. The record is from RefSeq and is a predicted model, not a curated record. NCBI's taxonomy places the organism in Eukaryota, Viridiplantae, Streptophyta, Magnoliopsida, Poales, Poaceae. The coding region runs from base 211 to 885 and encodes 224 amino acids.